Lycium ferocissimum is the source of this 2412-nucleotide messenger RNA. RefSeq names its product cyclic nucleotide-gated ion channel 4-like. Gene Ontology annotation, molecular function: monoatomic ion channel activity. The coding region runs from base 324 to 2330 and encodes 668 amino acids. NCBI's taxonomy places the organism in Eukaryota, Viridiplantae, Streptophyta, Magnoliopsida, Solanales, Solanaceae. The transcript is spliced from 8 exons. Gene Ontology annotation, biological process: monoatomic ion transport; transmembrane transport. The record is from RefSeq and is a predicted model, not a curated record. Gene Ontology annotation, cellular component: membrane.
CCUAAAACUCUGCAUAUAUUCUUCCUUUCUCUUCCCAAAGCCAAUUCCACUUCAACUCUUUCACCCUUCAAAUUCGAGGAUCUCCUACCGACGUUCCCAUCAGAAAUCUAGGAUUUCCAACUAAAAUUCAUCAAAAACAGUUCUUGACGAGCACAUUUUUGACAUAUUUUGUCAAAACAAUCACGAAAAAUACGCUUAUUUCUAGUAGUGAUCGACACCCUCCAACCACAAGAUAAAUACGUGUAUUUCUAGUAGUGACACCCUCCGUACACAAAAGAAAAAUACACGUGUUUCUAGUAGUGACACCCUCCAGAUACGCGAAAAUGGCCUCUCGUCAUGAUCAUGAACAUAGAUACAGUGUCAGUACUGACGGCGAAGAAGAAGAUGAUGAAGAAGAAAUCCAAGAAGAAGAAGAAGAAGAAGACGAAAACGAGUACUCCAAUGAGUCUAACAAAAUUCAUGAACCAUGUAGUGGUGGUGCUGGAAGAAAUGAUAAAUUUGGAUUAUUAAAUAUCAUAGGAUUAUUUUUCUCAAGAAAUAAAUUCAUAGACGCUAAAGCCCAAUGGGUUCAAGAAUGGAACACAGUUUUCUUGCUAGUAUGUGCAAUAGGGCUUUUUGUUGAUCCACUUUUUUUCUAUGCUAUUUCUAUAAGUGAGAGUUGCAUGUGCCUUUUCGUCGAUGGGUGGUUCGCCGUUACCGUGACUGUUCUCCGGUGCAUGGCCGAUGGGUUACAUGUAUGCAACAUGUUGUUGCAAUUCAAGAUGAUGAUAACUAGAAGAAGAAGCAUGCCAAACUUGAAGGCUAACAAGGGUUUCUUGUUUGAUCUCUUUGUUAUACUACCUUUACCCCAGCUAGUGAUGUGGGUAGGCGUCCCAACUCUACUGAAAAAAGGACUGACAACAACAGUGAUGACAGUGCUAUUAAUUAUGUUUUUAUUUCAAUAUCUGCCCAAAAUCUAUCACUCCGUUUGCCUCUUGAGGCGCAUGCAGAAUUUUUCUGGCUAUAUUUUUGGCACUGUUUGGUGGGGAAUUGCUCUUAACAUCGUCGCUUAUUUUGUCGCUUCACACGCUGUGGGAGCAUGUUGGUAUUUGCUAGGUAUUCAAAGGGCAGCCAAAUGUCUUAAAGAACAAUGCAUAGUUACAAAAGGUUGUGGCCUCAAAAUGUUGGCAUGUGAAGAGUCAAUAUAUUAUGGAACAAGUAGUUUGGUGAGAGAAAAAAGUAGAUUGAUGUGGGGAGAGACAAGUAAUGCAAGAUUUACAUGCUUAAACAAUGGGGAUCAUUUUGAUUAUGGAGCUUAUCAAUGGACUGUUCAACUUGUCUCUAAUGAAAAUCGUAUUGAGAAAAUUCUCCUUCCCAUCUUUUGGGGUCUCAUGACUCUAAGUACAUUUGGGAACUUGGAGAGCACAACAGAUUGGCUAGAAGUGGUUUUCAUAAUCAUAGUUCUUACCUCUGGGCUAAUUCUGGUCACCAUGUUUAUUGGUAAUAUUAAGGUGUUCUUGCAUGCAACAACAUCAAAGAAACAGGCAAUGCAACUAAAGAUGAGAAACAUAGAAUGGUGGAUGAGGAGAAGAAGGUUACCUAGAGGGUUAAAGCAAAGGACUAGAAAUUUUGAGAGGCAAAGAUGGGCAGCAACGCGUGGAGUUGAUGAAUGUGAGAUGAUUCAAAAUCUUCCUGAGGGUCUUAGGAGGGACAUCAAGUACCAUCUCUGUUUGGACUUGGUCAGACAGGUGCCUUUGUUUCAACAUAUGGACAAUUUGGUGCUCGAGAACAUUUGUGAUCGUGUGAAGUCCCUGAUUUUCACAAAGGGCGAAACAAUAACUAGAGAGGGUGAUCCAGUUCAAAGAAUGCUAUUUAUAGUAAGAGGUCACCUCCAAAGUAGCCAAUACUUACGAGAUGGUGUCAAAAGUUGUUGCAUGUUAGGCCCCGGCAACUUCAGUGGAGACGAACUAUUGUCAUGGUGCCUCCGGCGACCUUUCAUCGAGCGGCUACCACCGUCCUCCUCCACACUAGUGACUCUCGAGACCACCGAAGCCUUCGGCCUUGUGGCUGAAGAUGUUAAGUAUGUGACACAACAUUUCAGAUAUACAUUUGUGAAUGAGAAAGUGAAAAGAAGUGCAAGGUAUUAUUCACCAGGGUGGAGAACUUGGGCUGCUGUUGCUAUUCAAUUAGCUUGGAGAAGAUACAGACAUCGUUUGACACUUACUUCUUUGUCUUUUAUUAGACCAAGAAGGCCACUGUCUCGAUGUUCUUCGUUAGGGGAGGAUCGCCUAAGACUAUAUGCUGCUUUGUUGACUUCACCAAAGCCUAAUCUAGAUGAUUUUGAUUUUUAAAAUCAUAAAAAGAAAUUACUGUAAGCCAUAUUUAUUGAUGUAUAAUAUAUAGUUUCUUUAAUUCGAUUAAAGGUUUCAUUUA